ACACCCUUUCUUCCUUGAGCCUUGCCUUUUAGUGGGGAGACAAUAAACAAGAUAAAAAGUAAAAUAUAUACUAUGUCUAAUAAUGAUGUGUUAAGGAGAAAAAAAAAAGCAGGAAAGGUGGACAUGAAGUGUGGAUAAAGGGGUAAAAUUUGAGAUAGGGUAGCCAGGGGAGAAAUUUUUGGUAGUGUUGCUGUUGUUAGCUGCCAUCAAGUCAGCCCAGACUCAUCACAACCCCUGACCAUUGAGCUCUAUGGAGUUUUCAUCGGCUAAUCUUUAGAAGUAGAUCACCAGGCCUUUCCUCCUAGUCCGACAUAGUCUGGACUGAAUCCUGUUCAACAUCAUAGCAACACACAAGCCUGCACUGACAGCUGGGUGGUUGCACCAUGAGGUGCACUGGCCAGCAAUCCAACGCAGGUCCUCAGCAUGGAAGGAGAGAAUUCUUAGGUAGGGUAGCCAGGGAAAGAAGCCGGGAAUUGCACCUUGAGACCAUCUGGGGGAAAUGCAUUCCAGGAGGCCAGUGUGAUCCCGGUAGAAAUGAAGGAAGUGUAAGCUGAGUAACAAAGGAAAUGAGGCCAGGGAGGGUAAGGGAGUCAGAUUGUGGAGGACCAUGUUGGUCAAGGUAAGAACUUUGGCUCUGAUGAAGUGUGAGAUGGCAGCCAUUGGAGGAUUUGCACAGAGGAGUACUAUGAUCGUUGCUACAAGAGGAACCCUGGACUGCUGGGUCCUUGAUGGCCAAGAAAAAGAACAGUGAGGAGCCUACUGCAAUAAUCUAGGCAAGAGUUGGUGGCUCCAGAAGAUGAGAGGAGGAGCAGGUCUGAGGUUGGAAGAUAAAAUUUCGGAUUUGGACAGUUACGUUGGAGAAGUAGGCAACUGGAUGUAGAAGUCUGCAGUUCAGGGGAAGGUCUAGGCUGAGGAACUCGACAUAUUAGCAGUAAUCGAAUCAUGGAGAUAAAGCCACGGCUCUACCACUUCCUAGUAGCACUCUUGAUUAAACCAAUUCCUGGUUCUGGGCCUCAGUUUCUCUACCAGUAAAGUGGGGAAAAUAUUUCCAGAUAACAGGGCGUUCGUGAGAAAGAAAUGCGAGUGCUAAAGGCUGACCGUAGGCAAGAUGAGGACCCAGAGCCACGGGUCGCACGUGCCCUUCCCGUAGAGAGAGGCUGCUGUGGCCCCGGACACCGGCUUGCCUACCGACAACCAAUGCUCCCAGGUUCCAGUAGCAGCAUAGAAUAAAGGUGCCACACUGGGCGCCGCGACGCGGUCUGCAGCGCCCAAACCUCGCGAGAUUUGUUGGCCGGGCAUAGUGGCCCUAGACCCACAUCUCGCGAGACCAAGGCGCGUGAGUGGCUCUCGGCCGGUUUGGGCUUGCGGGAAAGAUGGAACAUCCCACGUUGGGCACCGCGGAGGCCGCGGACGGCGGAGGGGCCGGGCCGUACAACAGCUCGGAGGAGCGGGAGGGCCGGGAACCGGACGGGGCGCGCCGCCUGUGGGAAGCGGUGUCCGGGGCCCAACCUGCGGGGAGGGAGGAAGUGGAGCACAUGAUCCAGAAGAACCAGUGUCUCUUCACCAACACCCAGUGUAAGGUUUGCUGCGCCUUGCUCAUAUCCGAGUCCCAGAAGCUGGCACAUUACCAGAGCAAAAAACAUGCCAACAAAGUGAAGAGAUACCUAGCAAUCCAUGGAAUGGAGACAUUAAAGGGGGAAACGAAGAAGCUAGACUCAGAUCAGAAGAGCAGCAGAAGCAAAGACAAGAACCAGUGCUGCCCCAUCUGUAACAUGACCUUUUCUUCCCCUGUCGUGGCCCAGUCACACUACCUGGGGAAGACCCACGCAAAGAACUUAAAGCUGAAGCAGCAAUCCACUAAGGUGGAAGCCUUGCACCAGAACAGAGACAUGAUAGACCCAGACAAGUUCUGCAGCCUCUGCCACGCGACUUUCAACGACCCUGUCAUGGCUCAACAACAUUAUGUGGGCAAGAAACACAGGAAACAGGAGACCAAGCUCAAACUCAUGGCACACUAUGGGCGGCUGGCGGACCCAGCUGUCACUGACUCAUCAGCUGGGAAGGGCUACCCCUGCAAGACUUGUAAGAUAGUGCUGAACUCCAUAGAGCAGUACCAAGCUCAUGUCAGCGGCUUCAAGCACAAGAACCAGUCACCAAAAGUAAUGGCAUCAGCCCUGGGCCAGAUUCCAAUGCAAGGGCAACCCAUUCAGAAAGACUCCACCACCUUGGAAGACUAGCAGUGUUUCUGCUCAGCACCCCCAGUCGGACCAGCCCUGAGCCAGUGUCCCCUGACUGGUCAGCUGUUGGCUCCCUCUUACUCCUUUCUUAGACCAGAGAGUACAUGUGCCUAAGGCAGGAUUGAGCCACAGGCAGCCUUUGAUUGGUCCAGGCAAUUACAGUCAUCCACUCCAGUUUGCCGCCACUCCUGUUCCUCCAUUUGGUGCAAGCCACUGUAGAUCCGGACAGGAGGGAUGGGUUUUGAGAGGACUUGGAGUUUCAGCGGGUGGUUCCUACCUUCUCCCUUAGCCCCUCUGGGCCAUGUGUUCCAAGACCUCAGGGCCUAUCUUUACUCUAAAGGUCAGUUUUGGACCAAUCUCUGCAGCUGAAGACCUAAGCUCUCCAUGGACUCCAGGCAUCUCCAGGGAAACCUACAGCAUUCGUGCCAGACUUCGGCCAGAACAGGAAAUGCCAGAUGGAAGUGGCUGCUACUUGGGAGCUUGGAACUGAUGUAACACUCCUCCUUCCCCCAAAAAAGGUAGGCUCUCCUGAGCCUGAAACCAGAUGCUGACAGGUUGCACAGGUUUCUAGCCACUGUGCAAUCUUCUUCUGGAGCAGUGACACACUCCUGGCAGAGCACUGCUGUCUCUCCUGUCUCUUCUCCACAGUUCCUGAAUGGUGCUAAGGAGUUGCAGCAGCUGGGGGCAGGCUGGAGCCAGAGGAGGCCUCAGUACCAGUAAGCUUGUGUGAUAGCCCGAUGGGGACCUUACCCUGUCCCAUCAGAGGCACUCUGACCCAGGGUCAUGUGGGAAAGUACCCUACAUGUAAAUUUCUAUGACAGUUCUUUGCCCUUAAGGCAAACUGCCUCAUGCCAGCCAGCCCAGAGGUUCAUUGCUGCCCUUCAGCCCCGCUGGCCCUCUCCUUCCCAUGUGCAGCAAAACCCCCUCCCCAGGGGCUGUGGUGCUAGCCUUUCCCCAUCACCCACCAGGGGAUUUCUGGGUAGCAGUGAGGCUGAUGGGGCCCCCACGGAAAGGAAUAGAGAGCGGAUGCAGAUUUCUGCAAUGAGGAAACAUGUUCUCAGGCCCCAAGCCCAGAUUUCUUCAACUUUGCUGUGUUUGAUGGCUCGGUACUUUGCUGGAAAUGGAUUUCUCCUUUUUGCAUUCAAACAAGAAUUCUAGGGAGUGUGCCAUUGAAGGCCCCGCUUCAUAGGGUCAAAAAGCCCCUAGCUGCUCUGGUAGCCUUCUCCCUCACUGCCUGUUCUUUUGCCUGUGAAAUGCCUUCGCAUAUUGCGUGUGGGUGUGUGUGCGUGUGCUUGUGCUCUGCCUCUUGGUCACCGAAGCAUCCAAAUAAAGAAUUUCUCCCAUGAGCCAGCCUGCAACUUAAUAGACCUGGGAUUUGGGGCCAUACUGCCAUUGGAUCUACUGUGUCUGUCUUGACCUGCCACCCCCCAAGACUCAGACUCCCAGGGCCUUCAGGACUGGGCUUGGGAGUUGGGACAGAGACAGAUAUCCAGAAGACUGCUGGGUGCCCCAGACUCCACAAAACUUUAUCCACUCAAAGCCUCAAGGACACCUUAGGAGGAGUUAAGCCAGGGAUCAGCUUUCUGUUUUGAAAGGAUCACCGCUGUGUGGAGAAGGAAUGCAGGGGGGCAGGAAAGGAGUUAAGGAGACUGGUGUAGAAGCUGUGUCCUAUAUGGCUCUUUCCAGGCUAAUGACCCAGCCUCACUCAUCUGCACCCCAGUGCCCAGAGUAGGGUGUCAUGGAGUGUUUGCUGAAUGAAUACAUGAGCAGAAGUGGCCUUUUCUUGCUUUUCUCCUACUCAGAGGUUUGUUCCGUGGGACUUACCAUAGGCCUGGUGGUUCUUAGAAGAGCCUUUUCCAUGGCCCAGAAAUGUGCUGGGAAAGGAGUGAACAUGGUAGCCUUGGGGGCGCUCUUUGUCAGCCUUUAUUGCAGACACCCAGAUCAGAGACAGGUGCCCAGGCAGCCUCAGCUCCGAUUUUCCACUCAGCACACUGCCUAAGCACCCACUCUGUGCCAACUGGGAAGGGACCCACAUGGUCUUUGGUUCUCAGCCUCUCAAGCUCAGACUGCCUCAGCCAUUCCCCCAGGAUCCCUCUACCCUACCCAGGAUGUCAGAAUUGGCCCCAUCUUCCAUGCAAGGAAAUGAAGGGCAGAGGGGCAAGUGGGCACUAGACCAUGAGCCCUUGGCCAGUAGAACCUCUUGGUCUAGAGUCAGGAAUCCUUGCCAGCUAUGUGCCCAGCCAGUUCUGAGUGUGGCGAGGCAGAGACGAAUACUGUCUUGCCCUUGAGAGCUCAUACACAAUUGAAGAUCACUAUGAGAGUGUCAGAUGCAGGCACUAAUUUGGCCAAGGGUAUGAAAUAAGUUGAGAAACUAGCAUUUCAACACUAUUAUCUCAUUGGAUGUGCAUGUCAGCCUUUGAGCUAGGUGAUGAUAUUCCUAUUUUAUAGAGAAAUAUAUAAGUUCAAGAAGUACAGUGAUUUGCCCAAGGUCUCUCCACGAAGAAGUGAUAGACUGGAGAAUGGAGUUGGUUCUCUACACUCCUAAACCAGAGCCCUUUCCAAAAAAGGCCCAGAGACCUUCUCAUGUGACCCCUGAGGCCUGCCCUCACCCGUCUCUAGGCAGGGCCAUGGCCUCAGAGCCAUAAGCCACUCAGGGCAGGAAUAGCAGCAGCACCCACCAGACAGAUGGGAUGAAGCUCGAUGUUUAUUUUUUACUCCAGGCCUCCUCCCGUAGCGCUCAUAGUUGUACCCAAGAUUCCCAGUGUUGUAUAUUCCAGUUAUAACUGUAAGAAGCCUAACUCAAAGUGGUUAACUAAAAAGGGGAAUUUAUUGAUUUACAUUAUGGAAACUCUAAGUUCAGGAAUAACUUCCUCUAGUUUGCUUUCCUCUGUGUGGCCUCUUUUUCAGACAGGCUCUCUCCAAGAGAUGGCAAGAUGGCCACUGGCAGCUCCAGGCUUCCUAAUAGAUUUGCAGCCACAGUGGGAAGAACAUCUUUUUCUGCUAAUUCCAGCAAAAAUUCUGGGAUUGACUCACUGGCCAGCUUGGUCCUGUUCCCAUCCCUCUACCAGUCAUGCUGGCGAGGGGGAAGUGGUGCUCUGAUUUGGGGCCUGGGUCAUCUACUCCACUCCUAAAGCCAGGAAGGAGUCAGCUCCACCUAAAACACAUUGAGAAAAAGGAAGAGUUGCAUCCCCAAAAGAAGGAAAUUGGGGGGCUCAUACCAAAUUUGGGGCAGUGGAUGCUGUGGGCAAAAACAAC
Molecule: messenger RNA, 5492 nt
Organism: Loxodonta africana (African savanna elephant)
Lineage: Eukaryota; Metazoa; Chordata; Mammalia; Proboscidea; Elephantidae
Gene: ZNF346
Product: zinc finger protein 346
Exons: 7
Coding region: 1374-2237 (287 amino acids)
Molecular function (GO): zinc ion binding; double-stranded RNA binding
Source: RefSeq, a predicted model, not a curated record